AUGUCUGGAAUUGGCGGGGCAAACAACCAGCGUAAAUCGCUAAGGCGAAAACCCCCACCAGCAAUGGACGAUUUUGAAUUGAAACCUACAGACCAUGCGGCUCCUCCACCAUUUGUGGGUAAUGUUCUGUCAUCUACUUCAAACCAGGAACCCUUUCCAGAUUAUCAGUUUGCUAAGACUUACGCUCAAAAUAUGCCUCCAGAACGGUCACCGAUGGAAAUCAACACCAAUUUCGUGAGACCAGAUACAACAUUCACAUAUGAGGAAGAUUACCUAUCACACGAAAGCCCACGACCAAUGGGUCCUAAACUGUUGCCUUUUGACGACUACAUGCCUCAGCUACAAAUUCCUGAACGCCCGAAGCCAAAUGGCGAAACUGGAACCGGACAUAGUGGGUAUUCCUUCGAUUCAUUGGCAGGUGGAAAUGACAGUCGAAAUAGCCAAUAUUCUUAUGAUAAUUACGAUGGUGAUUUGAUCCAGGAGGACCAUUUCAAAUCCAGAUCCCAAGGUGAGAAUUCUUUCUUCGAUUAUUCACUGCGCGUUGACUACUCUCGAGAAGAUGCUUCCCACAAUUUCCAGGACGCUUCUAAGAUACUUCUGAGUGAUCAUAACGCCACAUAUGAGGAAUAUAGAGCCCUCAAUAAUGCUACUUACACUUACAAUGAUACUAGGAUCUCCUCUCAGGAAACCUACAAAGCCACUCACAGGAUUUCUUCCCAGGACACUUACAAAGAGACUUACAAAGACAACUACAACGAGUCUUACUUCCAAUAUGAGAGCCGUGACAACGAAAUUGAACCUCACGACUCGAAUGGAUCCCAAGGUCUGUCUUCUUACGAAUCGAAUCAAUACGAUAGCUUAGGGCCCUCUCGAGGGCAGCAAAGAAAUUUGCUCGAAAGACAUCCUCCACAAACUGACCCCUACAAACAGAUUGAUCCUAAUUCCUCCUUCACACACACUAAUGCUGUCAACAUGUCUCUCCCAGAGUCACUCGAGCCUAACACAAGCCAUUUAGAUACUCCAGCAUCUAAUGGAAUUUCAAGAUCCCCCAUUUCUAUCGAUUCAGGAAGAAGCAGGUAUAGAGUGAGACACUUCCAGAAUCUGGGGUCAGAAGUAUCUCCAUUUGAGGACCAACCUACCGAUGGAAGCGAAGAAGCUGGUGUUGCAACACCACCUUUCCUACGAAAACGUCAGUCAGUUGCCUCAGCUAUAUCCACUCACAGCCGGAACAGAUCGUCUGUAGGAUCCAGUCUUUCUGCUAAUAAUGCCCCUUAUCCGGUUGAAUCGGAAUUAUUCGAUUCUGAUGAUCUGACUGACCAGGAUUACUCCUCCGCGUCCCGUUUGCCAAACCAAGGUACCCCUUCAAGAAUUCCAACUCUCGUGGACGACCUUUCACGAACGAAAUCGUUCGCUGCGACGCUAAGCAGCUCUCCAGAGUAUAAAUUCCUCCGAAGGGCUCCCACCAAUAGAUCUCUUUCCUCGUCUCCUGAACUGCAGAAUUAUUCCAGUCCUCUGAGCUCUCCUUCAAAAGCUCUGUCUUUUCGGAGUCCGUUAUUUUCCCACACAUAUUCAAAUUACGUCAAUGGUAGUCGUUCUAGCCGGUCUCCGUCUCCUAAGAAAUAUGGAGAGUCGCCACCACGCACGUUACUUUAUCCUACCGAAGACUUCGUUGAUGACUUCUGUAAUGAUUCCCACUUCCGUACUCCUGAUUGGAGUUUGAUUGAACAUGACUACCCGGAUAUUGAUGAUUCUUAUUUACCCUCACCGUCCACCUUUGACUAUGAUAACCUUCCGGUGAUUCCAAAGCAAGACAUUGAAACUCCCAACAGAAACGUCACUCUUAAGUCCACCAUGUCCAUGUUCAGGAAGAGUCAGCAGAUUUCAAAAUACGACGAUACUCUUCCUCCGAUUCCUCUCGAUUUGCCGCUGUUACCCUUCUCUUCUUCAGCUUUGACAACGCUGCAUUACGCAGCUUGUAAGAAUGUGUGGUCUAUGAAAGAGGUGUUUGCUUGGUGUAUUGGGCUCAGUGGCUGGCUCCACGAUAACGAUAUAUCUCAGAAAGAAUUCAGAAAGGCUCUAGUUGAACUUGUCGUUUUUCACAAAAGACAUAUUCCUAUCGACUUGAUCAGUCGGAACGUCACACAAUUAAUCUCCAGUUUCAAAGAAGCGGGCGUGAUUUUCAUUAACCCUAAACUCGACGGAAACGGCGUGCCUCAAAAUCAGAAAGACCUUUAUGUAACUAUCGAUGUUAACGGCAAAAUUAGUGGAGUGUUGGUGGACUUGACUGAUUGUUACUGCAAUGACAAAGAGCACUCAUUGAUUCCAAGCAAAGAAAAGCUAUGGAAGUGCUGUUCAUCACGGUGUCAGCUCAACAAGACCAUUGAACAUGAAUAUCGUAUGAAGCACACAAACAUUGCUGACUUGAAGUUAGGUGCAGAUUGGGCAAACCAUUGGCAAUUGACAGCAGAAGAUGUUAAUUUGGAUCUUUCAAUUUCCAAAAGACAAUCACUCAUUUUUGAUCUCAUUAAGCUUGAGCAAACAUUUAUUAACAGAGCUGAAUGUUUCAUAUACAUUGCUGCACCGCAGUUUGUUAACGCAGUAAAACUUUUUGCUGGCCAAAGCAAUAUCGCCCUGGCGAAACUCAUGGAUGAUAUCAUUAAGCCAGCAACGGAAUUGGUGAAAAUCCACCGAAAUGUGUUGUUUGAGCCUUUGCUCAGAAUCUUAAUAGCUGAUGGAAGACUCAUUUUGAAUAUUGGUGAAAUAUCAAGACUUUAUGAGGAAUGGGCAACGGUUGCACGAGCGCCAUUAUUGAGUUACAUGAGUACAGUACCCAUGAUCGAAGAUCUCUUAAGGCUCGAGUCUCUCAAAGCGUGGGAUGAACCUUUGAGGAACAAUCCGAAAAUCAAAGAGUUACAAGUCAACGGCAACCUACUUUUGAUGAGUACAUUCAACUCACGUUAUCAGCAGUUACCUCUUCAAUUGGCUGAUAUCAGAAAGUCAUUUGAGGAACAUGGAGAAGAAUAUGUUAAUCUCACGAAAGCAAUUGAUGCAAUAAAGAAGUUAGGAAAACGAGUGAAUGAAAUGAAGGUCCAUGCUGACAAUAUUCAUUCAUUGCAAAUGCUCCAGAAGCAGCUCAAGUGGAAGUCCAACAUUAUUCAACCUAACGUCAAUCUCAGUCUGGAGAAGAGAAAAUUCUUUUUCAGAGGUGACGUCUCAAGGAAAGGAGAUUUGAGGAUCAAUUUACACACUGUUCAUUUAAUUGUGUUGGAUAAUUAUCUUCUCAUUACUGAGAGGGUGAGAAGUCAAAAGGCACUCAAUUUCAAGGUUGUUGAACCUCCAAUCCCCGUUGACUACAUAAUUCUCGAGAAUAGAGAGAAAGAAAGCAGCAUUGCUUCGCGUGUGUCGACAAAUCCCAACAUUUCGAAACAGGAAGCGGACGAGGAGCUGGCAAGUUAUCCAUUUAAGAUUCGAUAUGCUGGCCGAGGCAAGGGCCAAUCUUAUACUUUCUUAGCGCCCAGUGAAAAUGCUCGAAAGGGAUGGUUUGCGGUGUUCGAAAAAGCACGAUCUAACAUGUUGAAGCAUGUUCUUCCGUUGACUCCGUAUGCCUUGAAAUUGAUUGACAAUUCUUAUUUUGCAUAUGAGCAAGCCAACCGCAUCACCAAGUUACCAAUUCUUCCACCAAAUGAUCCAGUUUCGAUACUUGCAAGAGGAAGCACUACCAGUAUGAAGAACCGAGGCGUCCCUCGUGACAUCUACGCUCAAGGAAUUACCAAGAAUCAACUUGCCUACAAAAAGAUUCUUUGUGCUGAAAAGACUGAAGUGUCUGGAACGCAAUUCACCUUCUUGGGCCUGAGCAAUGGAGUUUAUUGUUCAGACAUGAAAAACAGGUGGAAAAUGAUCAUCAAUAUGACUAAUGUGACCAAGGUAACUGUUCUUCCAGCAUUUAAUAUCAUUAUUGUCUUAGGGAACAAGAGCUUGCGAUACUUUCCGUUGCAAACCUUAAUUGAUAUCUACUACGAGCGCACAGAUAAGACAUCAUCAUUCCAGUUAGGUGACAAUGCAGUUUUGUUCUACGAAGUGGGUCGUCAUAGGGGUAUUCCAACCGUUUUCGUCGCUGACAAAAAGACUGCCAGCAGCACCAAUUUCGUGGUCUAUGCUUUUGAAACCGAUAAUAACGGAAUCUUUAGCUCUUUUAGAGAAAUCAAGAAGUUCUACAUCCAAGCCGAGUGUUACGGUAUCUCAGUAUUCAAUUCUUCCGUGGCAAUCCACACUCAGAGAGGAUUUGAAAUCUUGGAUCUUCAAAAGCUAGCACCCAGAACAGUACCCGAAUUACAAGCACCCGAACAGACCAACAAGAAGGUGGAUGGCUACAGCCGCAAACCUGCGCAGGGAGUCGAUGCCAUUCGGAAAAUCAUUUCCCAUCCCACAGUCAGGCCCAUGGGAAUGUUCAAGUUAGCCAACGACAAAGAGUUUAUGAUGGUAUACAAUGAGUGUGUCAUCUUCGUGAACAAGACAGGAAAGCUUUCCAGAACCGACAUUAUGAGAUUCGAUUUCCGACCACGAAGCAUUUCCGUUCACGAAAACAACCUAUUUGUGGUAUGUGAAGAGGUGAUACAGGUAUGGUCCAUCAGCGAUCAAGUUCACGGUACCAAUAAGUUAAUCCAGGUUAUCCCAAGCAAAGACAUAAGUUUGCUUAAUACCCAGCAACUUUUGUUCGGAAUGGCCCAUCCUCGGAUAUCGGGCUUACAAAUCUCAUUUUGUUUGGAACCAAAACCAAACGGUAUCCCCACUAGCUAA
Molecule: messenger RNA, 4797 nt
Organism: Sungouiella intermedia
Lineage: Eukaryota; Fungi; Ascomycota; Pichiomycetes; Serinales; Metschnikowiaceae
Source: the annotation of a GenBank genome assembly